ACGGUUGUAUUUCAAGAGUUGAUCCCGUCUAGCUAGAGCCAUAUUUGGGUUGUUUUUUUUUUGUUUCACGUACGUGGUGGUGUGUACAGGGACAGAUGUUAGCUAUGAUUUUUUUUCCAAAUAUUUUAUAAGUGUCGUGUUGGCUAAACACACAAUAUGCGGUUAUGUGUGAAAAUUGCCGUUUUACACGAGUCCGAGCCCCCUUAUAUAGCUGGUGAGAUGUAGGUUAUCAAAAGUACCCCCUGUCGCUAAGCAGCAGUCAGUGGGCGUAUCUCGACGGUGUGUCCAUAGCUAGCUAGUUAGCUAAUCUCCUUUGGAACUUGUUGCCACCUUCAGCUGCGACGCGGUUAGUUACUUAUACAGCUGUCUGUGUUAUGACAGAAGAGUGGGUGACCCAGAUCCCUCCUUCAGCCGUCUAACUGAACAUAGUCGUCUAGAUCGCUCGGGGAGGCGCUUGCAUGUUCGCUGCGGCUCACUUUAGGAGCGACCCAGGAAUUCCCCUUCCUGGUGGCACAAAGGACUGAGGGGCGCGAGCGGGCGAUGACGCAAUCCGCCGGCAACGCGCCGGUGACGUCAGCGGCGGCAGUUGAGAGCCCGAAGCGAUUAUUAUACAGUACUUUGUUACUGUGAUCCCCUUUCCCCAAAGAAGUCCACCCUGUGACACACUGGGGUACUUAGUGGCUGAAAGUGGCAGACACGUGGCGCAAAUGAGCAAGCUGCCCGCGCAGAAGCUGACCACAGACCAGAACGGCGUGAGCGUGAUCCAGACCCAGGGCCAGCCCCACGCCAGCGGUCUGCAGCAAGUGCCGCAGCUGGUGCCCGCCAGCAGCGGGGGAGGCGGCAAGGCCGCGCCCCCCAGUAAGGCAAGGAAGUCUGCCGCCGACAAGAACAGCGAGGAGUACCGCCAGCGGCGCGAGCGCAACAACCUGGCCGUCAAGAAGAGCCGUUUGCGCAGCAAGCAGAAGGCCCAAGAUACGCAGCAGCGGGUCAACGAGUUGAAGGAGGAGAAUGAGCGGCUGGAGGCCAAGAUCCGUCUGCUCAGCAAGGAGCUGAGCGUGCUGAAGGACCUGUUCCUGGAGCACGCACACAACCUGGCCGACAACGUCCAGGCGCCAGGCACCGAAGCUUCUGGCACCAACAACAACCAAUGAGAGAUGGAGGACAAUCCAGAGGCUUGGUGGGUGAUGGGGGGGAGGGGGUGGAUUUGGAGCCGUUCUUAUUGCCUCUGCUUUUUACACUCCGAACAGUCUGCUCUCCAUCAGCUGAGCAGCAGACCAACGAUUCCACGUAGCGCUUCUUGGUUCUAGAGAAACAUUUCUGAGACAUCUCGCCCUCGAUGCAUUAUCUCUCUACACCGGCUUGUUCUCAUGACGUUUGACAUGUCCUGUUUGCCCGGCAACACACCUUUAUGUUAACAUGUCCGUCUAAACCAAUCAAAUUCAUGCGAAGACCCUCAUUUGAUUAGUGAUUAGUCAAUAAUAUGUUUAAGACCUAAAUGAUUAGGUCUAUACAAUCUUUUAUACAUUUUUAGAGAAAUGCACUCUAUUUAUAUCAGGAUUAACUGGAUUACAUCCACCGUGCAGUUUGUUUGAAAUCAGUUUAAUCAAUCCGAAGUUAUGGCGCAGAAGACUCCCUUUCAGCCCCGUCUUAAAACUUUGCAUAAUGUUCAUUUGACAAAUUGUUCUGCGGAUUAGUUGUUUUGGAACAUUCGAACAGCACAGGAAAUGAAACCAUGGCUUCUGACAUACAGAAAGCGCGCUGGCUCCUGAGUUUUUUGGGGGGAUUUCAGGGUAUUUCUGCUCCUCAAGCUUCUCUGCCAAGUGCCAGGAUGGAUUGGUGACUGCCCGAGGCAUCAAAAUUGCAGUUAAAUCGUCUGUUGGGGUUCGGCGCUCUUCCUGCGCUGGCGGUGGUGGUUCCAUUCACCGGGAGCAGAGCGGGACGCGUUCUGGCCUGAACUGGCAGGAAGCUGUCAGGCUGUAUGAAUGUGUGCUGAACAGUAGAGGAGUCCCCGCUUUUUUGGUUGUUCGCGCUUAAUUUGGAAUUGCAGCUUUCAUCGGAUGCAUUUCCGUGCCGAGCAGGUCGUUCUUUAUAGGAAACUGACAUUGAGUAAAGGAAGAAAACUCACCAUUAAUACUACUUCAGGAUACGCAAAGGAGGUGUGUUCCAGUAUGUCUUUGUUACAAAUCUUUCUAUUUUGUAUUGAACAAUUGCAUGAUAAAUGCUGUCAAAAUAUUCUGUUUGCACUGCUGAAACAAGGAACAAUAUUGUAACACUUAAUAUUUUCUAGGUGGAUGGUUUAAAAUAAGUAAUAAUGUGGACGAAAUAUGUGUAAAAAUAACUAAGGCAGAUUUUUCCAUUUGGAGAUCUGGUUGAUAUAUUUUACUAAACUACGAAUGUUGCUGGGCAGCGUUUGUCUGUAAGUUGUGACAUGCUUUUUUUACAAUAAAAUGUUAGGUGUGAUGCAUAAACUGUAAAUUAAAAUCAAAUAAAUGACCUUGCUUAAAA
This is a messenger RNA of Brienomyrus brachyistius, 2505 nucleotides long. It is a transcript of the gene cebpg, whose product is annotated as CCAAT enhancer binding protein gamma. The transcript has 2 exons. The record is from RefSeq and is a predicted model, not a curated record. Gene Ontology annotation, biological process: regulation of transcription by RNA polymerase II; DNA-templated transcription. Gene Ontology annotation, molecular function: RNA polymerase II cis-regulatory region sequence-specific DNA binding; DNA-binding transcription factor activity, RNA polymerase II-specific. NCBI's taxonomy places the organism in Eukaryota, Metazoa, Chordata, Actinopteri, Osteoglossiformes, Mormyridae. The coding region runs from base 708 to 1151 and encodes 147 amino acids.